AUGAGCAAGCCGGCCGGAUCAACAAGCCGCAUUUUAGACAUCCCCUGCAAAGUGUGUGGCGACCGCAGCUCCGGGAAGCACUACGGCGUGUACGCUUGCGACGGCUGCUCCGGCUUCUUCAAGCGCAGCAUCCGGAGGAACCGGACGUACGUCUGCAAGUCUGGAAACCAGGGAGGCUGCCCGGUAGACAAGACACACAGAAACCAAUGCAGGGCUUGUCGGCUGAAGAAGUGUUUGGAAGUCAACAUGAACAAAGAUGCCGUGCAGCACGAGAGGGGGCCUCGCACGUCCACCAUCCGCAAGCAGGUGGCCCUGUACUUCCGCGGACACAAGGAGGAGAACGGGGCCGCCCACUUCCCCUCGGCCGCCCUGCCCGCUCCCGCCUUCUUCACGGCCGUCACGCAGCUGGAGCCGCACGGCUUGGAGCUGGCGGCCGCCGUGUCCGCCACCCCGGAGCGGCAGACCCUCGUGAGCCUGGCGCAGCCCACGCCCAAGUAUCCCCAUGAAGUGAAUGGGACUCCCAUGUAUCUCUAUGAAGUGGCCACAGAGUCUGUGUGUGAAUCAGCUGCUAGGCUUCUGUUUAUGAGCAUCAAGUGGGCUAAGAGUGUGCCAGCUUUUUCCACGCUGUCUUUGCAAGACCAGCUGAUGCUUUUGGAAGAUGCUUGGAGAGAACUGUUUGUUCUAGGAAUAGCACAAUGGGCCAUUCCGGUUGAUGCUAACACUCUACUGGCUGUAUCUGGCAUGAAUGGUGACAACACAGAUUCACAGAAGCUGAACAAGAUCAUAUCUGAAAUACAGGCUUUACAAGAGGUGGUGGCUCGGUUCAGACAGCUCCGAUUAGAUGCUACUGAAUUUGCCUGUCUAAAAUGUAUUGUCACUUUCAAAGCGGUUCCUACACACAGUGGCUCUGAAUUGAGAAGCUUCCGGAAUGCUGCAGCCAUUGCAGCUCUCCAGGAUGAGGCUCAGCUAACGCUCAACAGCUACAUCCAUACCAGAUAUCCCACUCAACCUUGCCGCUUCGGAAAACUCCUGUUGCUUUUGCCAGCUUUACGUUCUAUUAGCCCCUCCACCAUAGAGGAAGUGUUUUUCAAAAAAACCAUCGGCAAUGUGCCCAUCACGAGACUGCUUUCAGACAUGUACAAGUCCAGUGAUAUCUAAACCCUCCAAGCUCCCGCCUCUUCAGGAUGGGACAGUGUCAAAAUGAACUAUACUACCCACGGAGAGCAAGCCUC
This is a messenger RNA of Perognathus longimembris pacificus (Pacific pocket mouse), 1232 nucleotides long. It is a transcript of the gene Nr2e1, whose product is annotated as nuclear receptor subfamily 2 group E member 1. The record is from RefSeq and is a predicted model, not a curated record. NCBI's taxonomy places the organism in Eukaryota, Metazoa, Chordata, Mammalia, Rodentia, Heteromyidae. Gene Ontology annotation, biological process: anatomical structure development; cell differentiation; negative regulation of transcription by RNA polymerase II. The coding region runs from base 1 to 1158 and encodes 385 amino acids. The transcript is spliced from 9 exons. Gene Ontology annotation, molecular function: RNA polymerase II cis-regulatory region sequence-specific DNA binding; zinc ion binding; nuclear receptor activity.